Messenger RNA from Strongylus vulgaris, 1311 nucleotides. Lineage: Eukaryota; Metazoa; Nematoda; Chromadorea; Rhabditida; Strongylidae. The record is from the annotation of a GenBank genome assembly.
AUGAUUGUCUCUGUUUCUGGCACUAUGGUAUGGGCAGGUGUCUGUGUUGCACGCGUCAUAUCAGCUAUGAUCACUGAUGUUGUGAACGCUGAAGCGAAUGUUUUAUUUGUUGUUGCAAUUGCUGGCACUGUGGGUAUACCAAGUUUUGCUGUUGACGUAACAUUUAGACUCUGUUCCACUGUUGUUGGUACUUCAGGUGUUGUAUUGAUGGCUAUUGUCUUGGGUUUACCUCCUGGUGUCAUUGAUGCUGUGUUAGACAGUAUCCCUAUGUUUGUAACAGAAGCUCCGGGUGAUGCUGUGACUGUGGCAGCUACCGUUUCUGCUGUCGUGCGCCUACCUCCAGGCGUAGAUAGUGCUGUGGUGAGUGGCUUUUGUUUUGUAGUAGAAGGUUCAAGUGAUAUUGCUGUUUUAGUGCCUGUCACCGUCGGUCGAGCUUCAGGUGUCCUUGCUGGCUUUGUCUGUGGGUCAGAAGAUUUUCCAAGCGACGUUGUUGCUGAGGCAGUUGUGGUCUUUUGCAUCACAGAUGUAUAUCUGUGUGUCGUCGCUGCUGUCUUGAGUGACGCCUCUAACUCUGUAGAAGCUCUGUGUGUUGUUAUUGCCGCUUCAGUUUCGGCUAUUGAUGUUAUUAUAAUGGGUGUUACCUCCGACUCUACAGAAGAAGUUCCAAGGGAUGUUGUUGUUGCUGCUGUUGUACUUUCUAACAUCGUGGGCUUAACUUUAAAGGUUGUUGUUUUAGUCUUGAGUGACGACUCCGUCUUCAUAGAAGCCGCUUUGAGAGUUGUUAUUGUCGCUUCAGUUACGGCCAUCGACGGUUUAGCCUUAGAAGUCUUUGAUGUUGCGAUGCGUGUUACUUCCGGCUCUACAGGAGAAGGUCCAAGAGAUGUUGAUUUUUUUGCAGUUAUAGCCUCUACCAUCGUAGGCCUAACGUCAACGGUUGUUGUUUCAGUCUUGAGUGACGAAUUUGGCUUUGUAGGGGAAGCUGUGAGGGUGCUCAUGGCUGUGCCAAUUAUGGUCUCUGCUAUUGUCGAAGUUUCCGGUGAUAUUGUUUUCAUGGCAGUCGUCUUCGGUUCUGCACUAGAAGUUCCAAGUAAUGUUGUCUCUGUGGCACUUAUAAUUUCUGACAUUGUGGGUCUAGCUUUAGGUGACGUUGCUGCUUUAGCGAGUGUUGACUCGGUGGGUGAAGCUCGGUGCGAUGUUGUUAUCGCAGUAGUUGUUGUCUUUCGAGUUGCAAGUGUAGAUGUUGUAAUCGUAAUUUUUGUAGAAGGCACAGUUUGCACGCAAAAUCCACAGCUUCGUUUGCAGUAUUUCUGA